GGGAGCGCGGGGGUGGCGCUAGGGAGGCGGGAAAGGAGGCAGCGCGACGCCCCCCCCCCCCCCCCCCCCGUAGCCAGCCGUUGUGAGCUGGUAACGGCGCCUGAGCCGACCCUAUGUCUGGCACGAGCAAGCCCUUGUCUAGCUGCAGCUGCCCGGAGCUGGCCGUGGGGCAGCGAGGCGGAGCGGGCGGCCGGGGUGCUGCGGCCCGACUGCCCCAGGAGGAGUCUGAGGAGCAAGGAGGGGGCCGCAGGGCUAACCCCAGCCCGGGGGACCCUGCCAUUGUCAAGUCCCCCAGUGACCCCAAGCAGUACAGGUAUCUCACAUUACAAAAUGGCUUGUGUGCACUACUGAUUUCGGAUGCAAAUAACAUGGAUAGUGUUCCUUCUGAGGAGUCUUUGGAAUGGGAGGAUAAUGAUGAAACCGAGAUUGAAACUGAUGAAGAUGAUGACUUGGGAGCAGAGAUGGAAAAGGACAAGGAAAAUUAUGAAGAUGAUAACAAUGAUGGAGAUGAUGAUGAGGAGGAUCCCAAUAAUUCUGAUGAUAUGGAAAUGGAAGAACUAACAGGAAAGGAAGAAGCAAAUAAGAGAAGUGGAACAGAGAAGCUGUCUGCAGCUGCUCUUUGUGUUGCUGUUGGCAGUUUCUGUGAUCCUGAGGAUCUGCCUGGGAUGGCACAUUUUCUGGAGCACAUGGUAUUUAUGGGCAGUUUGAAAUAUCCAGAUGAGAAUGGGUUUGAUGCAUUCCUGAAGAAACAUGGGGGCAGUGACAACGCUUCAACUGACUGUGAAAGGACAGUCUUCCAUUUUGAUAUCCAACAGAAAUACUUCAAAGAAGCACUCGAUAGGUGGGCACAGUUCUUCAUUCACCCACUAAUGAUCAGGGACGCUAUUGAUUGUGAAGUUGAGGCUGUUGAUAGUGAGUAUCAACUAGCAAGGCCGUCUGAUGCAAACAGGAGGGAGCUGCUAUUUGGAAGCCUUGCCAGACCUGGGCAUCCAAUGAAAAAGUUUUUCUGGGAAACUUUGGAUACUUUGGAGAAGUGGGUGAAGGAACUCUUUUCACAGAUUCCAAAUAAUGGUUUAUCCAAACCGAACUUUGGCCAUCUGACACAGCCUUUUGACACACCUGAAUUUUACAAGCUUUACAGAGUUGUUCCAAUCAGAAAUGUUCAUUCACUGAGCAUUGCCUGGGGACUACCACCACAGGAGAGACAUUACAGGGUGAAGCCACUUCACUAUAUCUCCUGGCUGGUAGGACAUGAAGGCAAAGGCAGUGUUCUUUCCUUUCUUCGGAAAAAAUUUUGGGCUCUUGCGUUAUAUGGGGGAAAUGGUGAGACAGGAUUUGAACAGAACUCCACCUACUCUAUAUUCAGCAUUUCUGUGACUUUGACUGAUGAAGGUUACAAGCACUUCUAUGAGGUUGCACAUGUUGUGUUCCAGUAUCUGAAAAUGCUGCAGAAAAGAGGGCCAGAUAAAAGAAUUUGGGAAGAGAUUCAGAAGAUAGAAGCUAAUGAAUUUUAUUUCCAGGACCAGGCUGAUCCAAUUGAUUAUGUCGAAAGUCUUUGUGAGAACAUACAUAUCUUUUGUAAGGAGGACUUUUUGACAGGCAAUCAGCUUCUGCUUGAAUACAAGCCUGAAAUCAUUGCUGAUGUCCUUAACCAGCUCUGCCCUCUGAGAGCAAACCUUGUUCUGUUGUCUGCUGCCAGUGAAAGAAAAUAUCAUCUAAAGGAGAGAUGGUUUGGGACAAAGUACAGUGUGGAGGAUAUUGACAAAUCUUGGAGUGAUUUAUGGGUCAGUGACUUUCAGUUAAACCAGGACUUGCACUUUCCUGAAGAAAACAAAUAUGUAGCCACUGACUUCGCUCUGAAGGCAUCUGAUUGCCCUGACACGGAGUACCCAGUCAAAAUUCUGAGUACACAACACGGCUGUGUGUGGUACAAGAAGGACAAUAAAUUCAAAAUCCCCAAAGCUUACGUAUGUUUCCAUCUGAUCUCCCCACUGAUACAGCAGUCUGCAAAGAGUAUGGUACUUUUUGAGACUUUUGUAAAUAUCCUUUCUCACAACCUUGCUGAACCUGCAUACGAAGCCGACGUUGCUCAGUUGGAAUAUAAACUGGUAUCUGGAGAGCAUGGUUUGGUCAUUCGAGUGAAAGGAUUCAAUCAUAAACUACCUCUGCUCUUUCAGCUCAUCAUUGACCACUUGUCUGACUUCAGUUUUACUCCAGCGGUUUUUGAGAUGAUAACAGAGCAGCUAAAAAAGACUUACUUUAAUAUUCUGAUCAAGCCAGAGAUGCUGGCCAAAGAUGUGCAUUCUUUAAUUUUGGAGCAUGGCAAGUGGUCUAUGAUAGAUAGAUACAGGAGAUUAAUGAAGGGCCUUUACACUGAGUCCCUCUCAUCCUUUGUUAAGGGCUUCAAAUCACAUCUAUAUGUGGAGGGGCUAGUGCAAGGAAACGUCACAAGCAGAGAAUCAAAGGAUUUUCUGAAUUAUGUUGUUCUAAAACUGCAGUUCUUUCCCUUGCCACAUCCAUGUCCUGUUCAAUUUCGGGUGGUAGACCUGCCAAAUACACACCUACUCUGCAAGGUGAAAACCCUUAACAGAGGUGAUGCCAACUCUGAAGUGACAGUCUAUUAUCAGUCUGGGGCUAGGAGUUUAAGAGAAUACACCCUUAUGGAGCUGCUUGUGAUGCACAUGGAGGAGCCUUGCUUUAACUUCCUACGAACCAAGCAAACCCUUGGCUACCAUGUGUACCCUAAAUGUAGAAAUACAUCUGGGAUUCUUGGGUUCUCUGUUACCGUAACCACACAAGCAACCAAGAACAACUCUGAAUUAGUUGACAAGAAAAUAGAAGAAUUUCUUUUGUACUUUGAGGGGAAAAUGAGGCUUUUAACUGAAAAAGCAUUCAGGACUCAGGUCAGUACUCUAAUACAUAUUAAAGAAUGUGAAGAUUCCUAUCUUGGAGAAGAGGUGGAUAGAAAUUGGAAUGAAGUAAUGUCUCAGCAGUAUCUUUUCGACAGACUUGCCCAUGAGGUUGAAGCACUACAAUCAUUAACUAAAUCAGACCUUGUUGACUGGUUCCAAGCUCAUAGAGGCAAAGAGAGGAAAGCACUCAGUAUACAUGUGGUUGGAUUUGGUAAACAAGAAGGCGACUCAGAUGUUCAGCAGUCCUUACUUGGUGAAAUAUAUCAACUCACAUUCUUACCCCCUUCCUCCUAUAUGAAGAAUACCUCUUACAUCAGGGACAUUAGAAAUUUCACAUUAAUGCGUAACUUCCUCCCUUACCACAAGAUAUUAAAAUAAAUUAUAGUUGUUUUCCCCUGCAUUUAAGUGUAGUUUAAGUAAUUUUCAGUUUGAGAACACUGUGAAUCAUUUAGCCUCACUAAAUGAAUUUGUAUUGUCAGUAGUGGUAGAUGAGUUCUUCCCUUAUUUUAAUAAAUAUUUGUAGCAUUGUACAUCCACUUUGCGCUCUCUCCCACUCUUCCUCUGAAAUCUGAAACAAAUCUAUUUUUAACAGUUGUUAAUGGAAAGUAUAACUCCUGUCCCCAUUCUUAACUACUUCAAGUCAUUUUCCCUCUCUUGUUUUUUUUAUUGUGUGCUUAUUGUGUUCAGUACAACAUGCUAUGUAGACUUAAAGCAUCCCUACCAUCGAACCUCACUAUCCUUUACAUAAACACAUUAACCUUCCUCCUGCUGCUCAUUGUCUUAUCAACACUGAACUCACCGUUCAGAUCAGGUUCAGUGUUUAGACCAAAAUUAUACCUGGAAGUACCAACAGUUUGAAGGGAGCUCUGGAUUAUAUGAGAAAAAUGUAUAGGGUCAGAGAUUUUUCACUUAGCUGGCACUAAUUGUCUCUUUGUUGGGCGCACUUUCAGCAAAGGCCAGAGACUGAAUGAGUCAUGAAAUAGACUUAUCAGUUCAUCCCUAGAAGUGUUUUUUCCCCAUAGUAUAGGGAAGCUGUAAAUGUAAGUUGUAUAGCUCCAAAUAAAGCUGUGGUCCUUAGACAAGGGUGUGGAAGUACUGAACCAACCUGGAGUUAUGGAAAACAUUUUAGCUCCCUCCUUUCCCUGAUCAUGUAUGAUCCAGCAAUAU
Molecule: messenger RNA, 4079 nt
Organism: Dermochelys coriacea (leatherback sea turtle)
Lineage: Eukaryota; Metazoa; Chordata; Testudines; Dermochelyidae
Product: nardilysin-like
Exons: 30
Coding region: 114-3290 (1058 amino acids)
Biological process (GO): proteolysis
Molecular function (GO): metalloendopeptidase activity; metal ion binding
Source: RefSeq, a predicted model, not a curated record